UCUGUAGCUCUGUAUCCAUUAUGUGAGAGAGAAUGAAGAGUCUCCAGGUAGUUUUGGUGGCAGGAUUUAUCUUCUCUCUACUGCAGAUUGGAACUUGUCAAUGUGAUGUUGUGAGGCUAGCUGCAGCAGUACAUGAGACACUGAGUCCAUUCACGACUGAAAUGAGGGAAGGCCUGGCUGCUGUUAAGACUGAAAUCAGGGAUGGUUUGGCUGCUGUUAAGACUGAAAUGAGGGAUGGUCUGGCU
Molecule: messenger RNA, 245 nt
Organism: Geodia barretti
Lineage: Eukaryota; Metazoa; Porifera; Demospongiae; Tetractinellida; Geodiidae
Source: the annotation of a GenBank genome assembly